AUGAACGAACAAGAUCAUAUUAUAUCUGAUAUAGAUCAAAAGCAAGUAACUGAGUUUAUUGUCGAGACUUCUGAACGUUUGUCUCUAAAAACAACUUUGUUGGAGCAAAAUUUGGCAAUUGCAGGCAAAUGGCCAGAUGACUCCUUCUUUGUAAAAAAGGAUUCAACGUUGAAAAAGAACACUGCUUUUGUUAAAAAAGUGCGCAACUUUCUCGAUAGCCAGAAAGAUGCACUUUUAUCUGAGUUCGAGUCUCUGAAUCUUUCCAAGUAUGUUGAAGAAGUCGCAACCGCAAUCGUUGAGGCGAAAAUAAAACUAACUGACAUUCCUUUUAUGCUGAAAUUGUGUUCAGCUAUGUAUCAGCGAUAUUCAGAUUUUGGAGCGUUGUUUUUCGAUGCCUGGAAGAAAUCUUUUGCUUCCCACAAAGAUUUGAAGAACACUAAUCUUUCCAAACUACGAGUUGAUUUGGCCUUAUUCGCUGAUCUAAAUACGAUCGGAAUAUUUCGAGAGGCUGAUGGUCUCCGACUGUUAGCUGGUCAGUUGACUCUUCUAGCUGCAAAUGAUCAUGAUAAUUUCUCUAACAUUGGGAUACUUUGUAGCUUCUGUAGACAUUGCAGUGACGACUGGAUCGGAGUUAUUCCACGCCGCAUACGACUGUUAUCUGAAAAGUAUGAAAUGCCGGUCCCACGUUCAAUUUUCAUGUCAUCCGAACGUCAAGCCAAAUGUCGUACCCUACUCAAUGACUACCUAGCUGGAGCAAUGCGUCGUUUACAAAAUAUGGUCAAAGAAACCCAACGAAUUAUUUCGGGUAACAAAGACCAACUUGAAAGUCGUGGUGAAGUAAGCGAAGAAAGACAAGAACGAGCAGAGCAUCUAAUGUCAGCCUGUCGUAAAUUUCAUGAAUCUUUAAGUACUUUAGCAGAUCUAUUGGAUGCAGAUCCACCACUCGAUUUCUCAUCUAUGAUUAAAGAUGAAUCUACAUCAGACUUGAUUGAAAUUGAUUCAACCGAAAAAGUUGUUCAAGAACAAGUUAAUCUGUUUGAAGAUGAAGAUACGCGUUUGUUUUACGAAAGUUUGCCUGAUAUCAAAGCAAUGGUACCUGCAAUUCUCUAUAAAGAAAGUGAACAAGCUGGUGUAGACUCAAAUCAGCCUAAGAGUGAAGAUGGAGAUUCUGUCGGAACUGAAGAUAUUGAUAUUGAUACAGUCGAGUCAGAAUUAGCUAAAGAAGAAGCGUUAAUUAAAGUUUCAGAAGAUAAUAACGAGUCGUCUAAUUGUACAUCUGUACCAGAUAAAUCAAGACCAUUUCUAUUCAACACCGAUGAUGGUGAAGAAGAUUUAAAUCCUUCAGGCAAAGUUCUUAUGGAAACGUUUUUAACUCAAUUACCAAACUGUAUUAAUCGUGAUCUUAUUGAUCGAGCAGCUAUCGACUUCUGUUUGAAUCUAAAUAAACGAGCCAAUCGUCGACGACUUGCUAAAGCUUUAUUUAGUGUUCCAAGAACGCGUUAUGAUUUAUUGCCAUUUUAUGCACGCUUUGUGGCUUCACUAGCUCCAGUAAUGCCGGAUUUGGUACAAGAUAUCAAUUCUAUGCUUACAGCAGAAUUCCGUUGGCGUUUGUCUAAACGAGAUCAAUUAAAUAUCGAAUCCAAAUUGAAAGUGGUUCGAUUUAUUGGGGAACUUGUCAAAUUCAAAGUUUAUCCAGCUCAUCAAGCGUUAACUUGUCUAAAACAACUUCUUCCACAAUUUGUCCAUCAUAACAUUGAUAUGGCAUGUGCUUUGUUGGAUACUUGUGGACGUUUUCUGUAUCGUUCACCUAUAUCACAUAAACGUACAAAAGUUUACUUAGAAGUAAUGCUUAGAAAAAAAGUUGCAUUACACAUGGAUCAACGUUAUUCCAUUAUGAUUGAGAAUACAUAUUAUUAUUGUAAUCCACCACCUUCAGAUCGUCGUCAGAUUGUGGAACCUGUCAAAUUGACACCUCAAAUGAUGUUUAUCCGUCAUAUUUUACUUACAAAAUUAGAUCGAACUACUGUUAAUUCAGCGUUACGGUUAAUUCGAAAAAUGGAUUGGGACGAUCAAGAACUUGUCGAAUUCACAUGCACCCUUUUCACUAGGGCAUGGGAUAUUCGUUACACUAAUAUAAACUGUCUAGCUAGUGUAUUAUCUGGACUGGCUACCUAUCAUCCAGACUUUGCCAUAGCUGUUGUAGACAAUGUCAUAGAAGAUAUCCGAGUUGGAAUGGAGCUGAAUCUUCCAAGUUUGAACCAGCGUCGAAUUGUGAUGGUCAAAUAUCUUGGUUUGUUGUACAACUACUGUCUGGUAGAUUCUCCUGUGAUAUUCAAAACACUUUACUCGCUUCUCACAUUCGGUGUUAGCUUUGAUCUUGAUUUCCCAAGUAUUAUCGAUCCACCAGAUUCAUUAUUUCGAAUUGUAUUAAUUUGUACACUGCUUGAAACAUCUGGAAGUUUCUUUGACCGAGGGAAAAAGCGACGGAAAUUAAAUAUAUUCCUUAUUUACUUUCAGCGUUACUACUGGUUCAAACGUUCUCUUCCUAUAUGGGUGCAGUCAAAAAACGACACUGAUUCAUUAUCAACCAAACCAGUGGAUGAAUCAAAAACCGAUCUGCAUAAUGGUGAAGUGACGUCUUCUGCUGAAGAACCUGUUGGAAGUCAUUCUGAAGAUUCAUCAACACCGACACCCACUAAUUUUGAAUCAUCAGCUGAUAGUUCCGCUACUAAUUCUGACAUUCAAACUCAUUUGCCUAUUUUUGUUCCUAUGCGUUUUCCUGUUGCAGUAGAGCAACAGUAUUUUGAGACUUUACAACAGUUCCGUAGUAAUGUUGGUCGAGCGAAAAAUUUCGCUCAGGCACAGCGUCUUGUCAGUCAUUUAGAAGCACGUUGUAUGCCUCGACUUGCACGCCUUAAGGCUACAUAUGGAUUGACAAGUGAAUCAGAAAACAUGGAAAAUGGUAGUCAAGAUCAGAAGAUAGUCUCGGAAAAUAAAUCACUUCGACGAACUGGUCCUGGUCAAAUGGAUACAAUAGCUGAAGAGGCCGAACAAGAAGAUGGAGAUAUUCAGCUGGAUGACGAUGAGUAUGCUAUGGAUGAAGAUGAUUCUGACGAGGAUGAAGAAGAAGACGAAGGUGAUGAAGAACGAGGUGGUGGAAAUCGUUCACCUCAUCGCGGUCAAUCUACUGACUUAGUGAAUUCAGAUGGUAGUCGUCGUCGUUCCCGCGUCGAUAGCCAGCAAUCUCAAGAGGAUAUUGAUCAUACACUAGUCAAUGGCAUAGAGAAAUCAGAAGAAAAAGAACCAGAUGAAGAAGAAGAGGACGAGACUGAUCCGGACUAUGCAUUGAAGCCACGAUUUAUCGCAUGUCCUGAAGAUGCUGAAUUCUGUGAAGCUUUAGAUAAAAUGAUUGCUGAAGCUUUAUUAUCAUCUUCUACAUCAGGGAAUAGUGGUGUUGGUAGUAGUAGUGUUAGUAGUAGUGGUACAGUUGUUGUCAAUGUAACUAGCGUUAACAAUAUUAAUAAUAUCGAUACAAAUUCUACAUCAUCUCGUAUUCCCAGUGUAAAUGUUCUUCCUGCUCCAGAUAUACUACAGCUGGCAGCAGCAAAAAAUCGUUUAGCCAUCAAAGAUAGUGGUGGUUCAUCAUUAGCAACAACAACAAAUAAAAUUGGUCAACAAAUCGUGAAUCAUAAUGGUUCGAUCCCGAUUCAUUCGAUGCCACCAACCAAUUCGAAUGAAGACAAUUUGAAAAUGAACAAUUCUCAUAUAUCAGCUAUGAAUGAUGAAGAUAAUCAGAAUACUGUACCAUUUACAUUAGUUUCACGUCGUGGUAAUAAACCGUAUCUAAUUCCGUUGGCAGUCCCUGAUUCAGUACAAUUUGCAGCACGUUAUAUUCAAGCUGCAGCUGCGGAGAGAGAAGAAAAAGCUCGAAUGAAACAACUGGUGCUUGAAAUGCAUGAAGCGCAGAAAGAAGAAGAAAUGGAAUGGGGUCAUUACGGCGGUCCGGAUGCUGUUUUAGCUCAUCAAUUCCCUAUCAAUGUGAAUCGUGAUCGUUGGGUAAAGUAUAACCAUCCAAAAGGGGCACCAGAUGCUGAUGCAGUUUUUGGAACACAUAGUCAAAAACGAUGUGCCAACUGA
Molecule: messenger RNA, 4137 nt
Organism: Schistosoma turkestanicum
Lineage: Eukaryota; Metazoa; Platyhelminthes; Trematoda; Strigeidida; Schistosomatidae
Source: the annotation of a GenBank genome assembly